AAAAAAAAAAAAAAAAAAAAAAAAAAAUAGAUAUCAGAAUAUUCUUGAGGGUGGUAUGGCCAAGCCUGCGAAGCGCAUGUCCAUGCCUUCUGUCCCUUCCAUGAGCAGGCCGCAGCCUCUCGUCAUUCAAAAGCAAUGUCAUGGCUGCAGUAAACAAAUCCAUCAGGUAAGAAUAACUUUGCUAUAUCGUAAUGAUGUAAUAUUUUGCUGUUGUGGAUCAGCUUCACAUUGCCUAUUAUAGUAUGGGCGUUCUAUUCCUAACUUGUUUGCCUAUUUAUUAUUCACAUUCAUUUUAUACGUGUCUACACAAAUGUAUAUUUCAAAUUAGGCUAAAGUAUUCAUGGAACCUGGAAAGCCAAAUUUCAUUUACUGCGAAAAAUGUUAUAUCGAAAAGUUCACCAAAGGAAGCUGUCCAGCAUGCUUUAGGCCUGUGAUGUCCAAGACCGACCCCUAUAUCACACACAACAAGAGUUCUUGGCAUGCAGCUUGCUUCAAAUGCUUCAAGUGUCGUAUUGACGUUUCAUCAAAGCCAUUGGUGGAUUUGCGUGGACGACCUUGUUGUGAGGAAUGCUUGAUGGCGCAGGCAGGAUCGGCAGCUGAAGAAAGCAACAGUAGCCCAAACCUUAAGGAGGACGUGCCUAAUACCAAUAGCCCUCCACUUGACGAUCGUUCCAUGACUAGCUCACCACCAUAUACCUCUCAACAAAAUCCAAGUAGUAGUAGUGGCGUUGAUAACACCACUGACCGCUCAGAAAGAUCCCCAGUCAAUCUAUCGCCUUUAGAUUUGCAUAUGGACAAGAGUCUGCCUCCAUCAAAUUCACCGCUGUCAGCUCAAAGUACCGCUAGCCCAUCAUCCUUAGCAUCCUAUCGUAGCACUCCUACUAGCGGAUACACUAGCGGUACCUCUUCCGCAUAUUCGAGCUUAGGACGAAAGCGUGCAGAUUCAGUUGUGCUUCCCUCAGCAAUAUCAGCUGCUAACUUGCUUCGAGCGGACCAUUCAGGAUCAGCAGCCAAUAGCCCAGUCUUACAAUACAGGCGUCCUAGUUCUGCACUUUCUAUCCAUUCCUACACAAGCUCGAGACCUAAUUCUCCAUCCCUCAAUUCCCGACAGGAUCAGGAAAAUGAAGGCACGUUCAAGUCACAUGACUAUCCUGAAACAAUUGAUCAGGACCAGGACCCAAAUAUGAAUGAGAACACAUCCGAGUCUACACUCUAUGGUCUACGUCAUGCCAGGUCACGCCAUUCACUUGGAUCGGAAGAUUUGGGGCCUAAUAUCGCACGCGCUUUACAGCAGCGAUCGGACGCCGACAAUGGAAGCCGAAGUAGUUCACGAGCUAAUAGUAGAAGCAGUUCAAGACCGGUGCGCAAUAGAUCUCGAUCGGUAGCUUCACCUAGCACAACAGCAGCGUCUGUAAGGGCUAGAACACAGGCUUAUAUAAACAUGGCUCAAACAAAUACCACAAGCACAACCUCUUCGCCCCCCAGAAGCUCUAGUCAACUGUUUAACGCAAACCGAGGCUCUGCAAUCUUCAGCAACUUGCCUCCAAAGCAGCAGCCAUCGGCAGCAGCAACAGCUAUAGCUAAUGGGUCAUACGAAAAAGAAUCAAAAGAAUCCGCGCCGAUGCCCUCUGGUGCAGAGCCUAACAGAUCAAUAUCUAAUACGAGCCCGUCUUUCCGCAGAAAUGGCCAUGGUCAUCAAAGAUCCAAUUCCGCGGGCGAUGCUAUCGUAUUCCCUGUGGUCAAUGUCACGGACGCGCCCUGGAGUCCAUCGGUGCAGCGCGCAGCUACGAUUCCAGAGGGCCACUGCCACAAAUGUCUUGAGAAAGUGACCGAGAAUGGUGUGCGUUUACAGAAUGGGGAUCGGUACCAUAUCGGGUGCUUCCUUUGCUAUGGAUGCAAGCAAGUGUUUACAGAGUCUGAGUUCCAUGUCGUCCUUGGACGUCCCUACCACCCUAAGUGCGUCUCAAUGGCGGGCCCAACGAGCUCAAUGGGUGUUGUCACAAAGUGUCAACAAUGCCACAAAGUCAUUAGCAACAAGUCUAUUCGAUUCUCUGGAAUGAAUUACCAUCCACAGUGCUUUACUUGCGCUCACUGCUCUAAGGUGCUUACAAGCACUAGCCGAUUCUUUGAAGUAGAUGGCCGUGUCGAAUGUGAACAAUGCUGCGACGAACGUGACGCUGUCCGUCUUCCACCCAAGAUCGUUCCGGUUCCACGUGCAACAGAUCAUUUCCCUUUGCCAGUUAUGGUCCCCUCAAACCCAGGGAUGGUCGCCGGCGGCCAAGGCAAUCUAUCGCGGUCAGGAUCGGGCGCUGGGUCAGCCACGCCAUUGAACGAAUCAUCUUCGCCUCUUAGAGCAUCUGGAUCGCCAUCGUAUGAUCAGCUCACUUUUGGAGACCAGAUUGGAAGCGGAGCAUCAUCCCCAUUGGCACAGCGAGCCACACCGCCUCCUCUGACCAGCUUCUUUGGAACUCGCACACGUCCUUUACCCAAGUUUGGAGGCACGCUAAACUGCCCUCGUUGUCACCAGCCCGUGGGACUGAUGGAUCAGACACCAGGACCCAACAAUGAAAAGUGGCACAAAAAGUGUUUGAACUGUAAAGAGUGUAAGAAGGUCUUAGAUUCAAGCGCACUGACGCGCGGUGAAGGAGAAGCGUAUUGCCGUGGUUGCUUUAAUAAAACGCGUACCCGCGUAUAAAAAAUCUACUAUUUUUGUACUUUAAUAAAAAAAUGUUUCAGAAACAAAUAGAGAAAAAUAC
Molecule: messenger RNA, 2756 nt
Organism: Lobosporangium transversale
Lineage: Eukaryota; Fungi; Mortierellomycota; Mortierellomycetes; Mortierellales; Mortierellaceae
Exons: 5
Coding region: 341-2695 (784 amino acids)
Cellular component (GO): Z disc; nucleus
Molecular function (GO): transcription coregulator activity
Source: RefSeq, a predicted model, not a curated record